UCGUGUUGGGCUAUCGCUUCAAUACUGCUUUUAUUGUGAAAGGUUUAGCGGAAGUGGGUUGUACUCGUGUUUGCCAGCUUGACCCGGUGGUAGCUUCAUAGUUUAUCAACACUCUGGGUGACUUUACGACUUUACCUCAGAUAAAGCGGGGCCAGUGAAUACACACACACACACACACGGCUCAGUCGGAUUGUUUGUCCACCGGGAAACUCAAAAACAUCUUUAUUGCGUAUACGUCUAUGUUUAUUGUAGAGGAAGACGCUGCGCCUGCGCCGUGAGCCUACGUUUUUUUCAGCUUGAGGUAUGUUGCUUUAGUAGAGAAUCAGCAGCUGCUGCAGGGAGCAGGGGCGCAGGCAAAGUGCAAUAACGGAGCGGAUCACAAGGACAGGAUACGAGCUGCAGUCCGGGUCGGGGAUCAUGGUGCGCUAAUAUGCAGUCAUUUCUGGCUGCUCUGUAAACGGGACGAGUCGUUUUCAUGUGGAAGACGCUUUCUCCCUCCUGGAUGAUCUCCCACAGCCAGGUCCACGUAUUGAGAUGAGCUAUUUUUGUGAUGGCGAAGGGUCUGUUUCCACGGGCCUGGGUGAAAAAGUCUUUCUACUUCCAGGCUCGGAUCUCCUUUGUGCGGGUGAAGUACCUGUUUCUUACAUGGCUGACUGUGCUGGUGGGGAGCUGGGUGCUCUACGUGCAAUACUCCGCCUACACAGAGCUGUGCAGAGGACACGAGUGCAAGAACGCCAUUUGUGACAAAUACAGGAGGGGGAUAAUUGAUGGCUCUGCCUGCAGCAGUCUGUGUGACAAAGAAACACUCUACAUGAGCAGGUGUUUGUCGACACUGCCAAAUAACCAGGUGUACACAGGAAGCUGGGGAGACCACGAUGGGAUCAUCCGCUGUAAGCUGGGGGAGGUUGUGCACUACGAGCUGGGCGAAGAGCCGGAGCCGCGGAGAGAGGCCCCCGUGUUUGACAAGCCCACCAGAGGAACAUCGGUGGAGAAGUUCCGAGAGAUGGUCUUUAAUCACCUUAAGUCCAAGCUUGGAGAGCAGGCUAACCUCGCCAGCCUUGUCAGCCAGAUUCUCUCUGUCGCCGAUGGCAACAAAGAUGGACGGGUGUCACUGCCGGAAGCCCGCUCUACAUGGGCCCUCCUGCAGAUGGAUGAGGUGCUGCUGGGCCUGCUGCUCCAGGACCGUGGACACACUCCUCGCCUCCUCGGUUACUGCGGGGACCUGUACAUGACAGAGCGAGUCCCUUACGGGCCCCUGUAUGGUUUGUCUCUACCCUGGCCACUAGUAUCCUGGGUGCCCAGUGGCUUGCAGCGCACUAUGGACCAGUGGUUCACCCCCUCAUGGCCUCGUAAAGCUAAGAUCUCCAUGGGCCUGCUGGAGCUGGUGGAGGACAUCUUCCACGGCACGUACGGCAGCUUCCUGAUCUGCGACCUCGCCGCAGCGCACUUUGGUUACACCGACCGCCAUGAGAUCCGUCUGACUAACACCCGAGCGGUGGUUCCUGAGGACGAGUUCAAGCGCACCAUGCGGGUGUUGAAGUGUGAGACGGAUGCCGACUGUGUGUACGGGGCAGACUGCCAGACGUCGUGUGACGUGUCAGAGAAACGGUGCAGGGAGGAGCCAGUUCAGCCAAACUUGGCAAAGGCAUGUGGUGCGCUGAAGGACUACAUCCUGCGUGGGGCGCCGUCAGGGCUGAGAGAGGAGCUCGAGAGGCAGUUGUACGCCUGUAUGGCUCUCAAGGGUAACGCUGGACAGAUGAACAUGGAGCACUCGCUUAUCCUCAACAACCUGAAAGCUCUGCUGUGGAGACAGAUCUCACACACCAAGGACUCAUGACGAGGAGAGGAAGUCCUUCUGAAGUCAUGCCAGUCUGCACCUCACAUGGCGCUGAGUAUUGAAGAUGCUGUGAUUUAGGAAUAGCAAAUUUAAUUAAGUCAUUUUUAUCAACUCUUUAACACUUAGGAAUGGUCAGACUUAAGGAGACUCUACCUCCUUUAUCCCAGUCUCAGACAUUUGGGGCCUGAAACACACAAGAUUUAAAUAAACUGAAUGAUUGCAUGUUGCCAUCAGUCACACUUAAAACAGUCCAUGCAGCCACAUUGUAUUGUAUUGUUCACCACAAAGGAAUGUUACGGGGGGAACUGCUGGAAAAACAGACUUGUAAACAGAUUUUACUGUUUGUCUCAAAUAGCUGAGAGACCAAAUUGCUGUUUUUACCACAUCAUCAUGCUGAUAUGUGCGAGCUAACAAGGUUCAUCAAAAGAGUUUAUUCUGUAUAGACGUGACUGUUGUACAAAGCACCAGUUUAAAGUGUAAUGAAAUUGCACUAUUUUAAGAUCAGCUCCUUAAUUGUAUGUCAAUGUUGCUAAUGAGCACUAAAACAUAAUCAGGGAGUGUAAAGAUAAGGUUGGUGAUAUUCUAAAUUUUUGCUUUCUAGCAAAUCUAAUGAAAAUCCCCAAACCAACAGUGCAUUAGUUCUCAAUACGUAUUGAUUUUACUACGCUGUCUGCAGCCCCAAGCCCAGUGGUGCCUAUUGACAGCUGGGCACUGUAAACAGGAGUAAAUGGUGCAUUUGUUGGACACUACUUUCAGCUGCAGAUGAAUACACAUUUGAUGCACUACUGUGUAUUUACAUUGAGUUGAAAUAUACUACAGUGCCCUUGUUCAUCGUGAUGAAGGAACAUGUCACCCAUAUUGUAGGUUUUGGCUACAGGUAGUACAGUAAGAAACAUUCUUUGUUGGUUUGGGUUUUUUCAAGUGUAGAGUUGACUAUAAGAAAAACAGAAUAUCACCAGACUUUACCUUUAACAAGUGCAGAUUAGUGAGAAAUUUAAGGACAAACCUCGACAGCCAGAAUAAAUGCCAAGGAGCAUUGAAGCUGUUCUAGAGGCUCAUUGUGGAUUCCCCUUUGUCACUUAUCUGCACAACACAUGAUCUACAAUGUAAUGAUAAUGGUUUGUCAGUAUUCCAGAGGUCAUAUACUGAAUGUCAGUGUACUCUGCUGUACUAUUCUCCACCUGUAACGCUAGUGAUGUCGUCAAUGCUGCAUCAAUGACACAAAGAGAAAUGUUGUAUUUAAUUUUUGUGAAUGUUAUCUACUUGUAUUUUUCACUGAAAAGAGCAUUUGUUGUAAUGUGCUGUAUCACAUUAUUUUUAGAUUUCGUCUCAGUGCCAUAGAGAUCAUGCUGAAAUCAUUUAUGAAUGUUUACCACCUCUAUAGAAUCCUGCGGUCACAUUUGAAUGCUGUAUAGGAGCGUAUUUUCCACGAUCCUUUUCAGACAACGCUGUUGUGUACUUACUCAGACCGAACCGACAACCUGACUUGUUUAACCACUUUAAAUGAAGAACAGAGGUGACCUGUAAAGCAUGUCAAGCUUGUGGUCGAUGCUGCUGUUUGAAUUUUGAAAAUGUAAAAAAAGUGUUUACUUAUUGAAGAGACCAGCAUGAUUUUUGCACAAUUAAACUACAUACCACUUCA
Morone saxatilis (striped sea-bass) is the source of this 3479-nucleotide messenger RNA. RefSeq names its product divergent protein kinase domain 1Aa (gene dipk1aa). Bases 551 to 1837 code for a protein of 428 amino acids. The transcript has 6 exons. NCBI's taxonomy places the organism in Eukaryota, Metazoa, Chordata, Actinopteri, Moronidae. The record is from RefSeq and is a predicted model, not a curated record.